GACUUAGAGUAGGAUGAAACAGACUGAUUCUCACUCUCGUCAUUAUCACAAGCAGUAAUGCUUAACCCCUCUCUCCUCUAACAUAUCCCAAGAACCCGACAUGGUAGACUAUGCUGCGUAGCACACUUGUUGUUAUUAGAGUCUUCUCGGUCGUCUAUCACCAGAACCUCUGCCAUGAGUGAUACAGAGCUGGUGGUCAUCGCGCCAGCGACAGCUCCUUCAGCCACUGAGCGCAAUGGAAUGACAUUAUCAUCGCUUCAACUCCAAGAUGAAGAGGGCCAUCUAGUCGAAAGCGUGAGAGUAGAACAAGAGCUGGCUCCUGUCGAUGGAGGUCCUGCUGCCUGGAAAUUACUGUGUGCUGCCUUCAUGUUUGAGGCUUUGUUGUGGGGCUUUCCACUCUCCUUUGGUGUCUUUCAGGAAUACUACUCUAAAGUCCCGCAGUUCGCUGGUAGCCGUUAUGUUUCCGUCGUCGGCACUAUAGCCUCUGGGUUCGGCUAUCUUGGGGCACCGAUCGUCAUUCCUCUUCUUCAGCGCUAUCAGCGAUGGUGGCGACAUAUGAUCUGCGCAGGAUGGUCUAUCUGCAUCGCGGGCCUUGUCUUAGGGUCGUUCGCGUCAACGUUAGAGGUACUCAUUCUUACGCAAGGUGUCGCGUACGGUGUGGGCUUCCUCAUAUUCUAUUAUCCUAUUCUCAGUAUGGUGAAUGAACACUGGGUAACACGCCGUGGCAUGGCGUAUGGAAUUCUAUGCGGUGCCUCGGGUGUUUCUGGCUCCGUGAUGCCAUUCGUGUUGCAAGCUCUACUAGCCAAGUAUGGAUACAGGACAACUCUUCGUGCUGUAGCCGUGGCUCUCACGUUGCUCACAGGGCCUUUUAUCCCUUUGUUGAAAGGCCGCUUGCCAUCCUCAGAGCGAACUAGUACCCCUAAGAUAAGCUGGGCGUUUCUACAGAGUCCUCUCUUCUGGGUGUACUCCUUAUCGAACCUGUUGCAAGGCUUUGGGUACUUCUUCCCAUCUCUAUAUCUACCUUCAGUUGCGUCCUCCCUAGGGCUCAGUGGAAAGAGCGGCGCCCUCCUCCUCGCCCUCAUGAGCGUUAGUCAGGUUGGUGGCCAAUUUGUCUUCGGCUUGCUGUCAGACCGAAAGGUGCCACUUGAUGUCCUGGCUUGCCUGUCAACAGUGGUCGCAGCAGUUGCGUGCCUCACAACGUGGAGACUGGCCCAGUCAUUCCCCGUCCUGGUUAUCUUUGCUAUUAUGUACGGCUUCUUUGGUGCAGGAUUUACCGCCACUUGGGCUAGAAUGAGCACUGCUAUCACGGCUGACGCCACAGCGGUGCCGAUGGUCUUCAGCCUGCUGAACUUCGGUAAAGGCAUUGGAAAUGUCCUUGCUGGGCCGAUUGGAGGAUCUCUGGUUUCUAUCUCCAAGUCGACAGGGAAUCCAUCCUCGUUGUCCUACCGCUGGGUUGUCGUCUUCACCGGAGUGGCUAUGUUUGCAAGUGCGCUUACUAUUAGCUCUCAAUACUUGAAGCGUAUUGGCAUCUUGGUCACUCGAUAGAAGCAAGACAAUGAUAAUCAGUUGGGUGGCUACUUGAAAAUGGCCGUACUUUAUAGAUCUGAACCUAAUAAAGGGGGGGUUGCUCUUACUAUACCACACUACAGCAGGAUAACCUGCAAUCGCUCGCGUGCUGGUACCAUAGCAGUUCAACGGGACAUUUCGAUCAAAUCUACGCACCAUCAAUCGUGUUGA
Messenger RNA from Xylaria bambusicola, 1737 nucleotides. Its product is annotated as major facilitator superfamily domain-containing protein. Gene Ontology annotation, biological process: transmembrane transport. The record is from RefSeq and is a predicted model, not a curated record. Gene Ontology annotation, molecular function: transmembrane transporter activity. The transcript has 3 exons. The coding region runs from base 175 to 1545 and encodes 456 amino acids. Gene Ontology annotation, cellular component: fungal-type vacuole membrane. Lineage: Eukaryota; Fungi; Ascomycota; Sordariomycetes; Xylariales; Xylariaceae.